AUGUCAUCCCCUAGUCCGGGCAAGAGGCGGAUGGACACGGACGUGGUCAAGCUCAUUGAAAGUAAGCAUGAGGUUACGAUCCUGGGAGGACUGAAUGAAUUUGUAGUGAAGUUUUAUGGACCACAAGGAACACCAUACGAAGGAGGAGUGUGGAAAGUUAGAGUGGAUCUUCCUGAUAAAUACCCUUUCAAAUCUCCGUCGAUAGGAUUCAUGAAUAAAAUUUUCCAUCCCAACAUUGAUGAAGCGUCAGGAACUGUGUGUCUAGAUGUAAUUAAUCAGACUUGGACAGCUCUCUAUGAUCUUACCAAUAUAUUUGAGUCCUUCCUGCCCCAGUUGUUGGCCUACCCUAACCCCAUAGACCCUCUCAACGGUGAUGCUGCAGCCAUGUACCUCCACCGACCAGAAGAAUACAAGCAGAAAAUUAAAGAGUAUAUUCAGAAAUACGCCACAGAGGAGGCACUGAAGGAGCAGGAGGAGGGCACCGGAGACAGCUCGUCGGAGAGUUCGAUGUCUGACUUCUCGGAAGACGAGGCCCAGGACAUGGAGUUGUAG
Messenger RNA from Orycteropus afer afer, 552 nucleotides. RefSeq names its product ubiquitin conjugating enzyme E2 H (gene UBE2H). Gene Ontology annotation, molecular function: ubiquitin conjugating enzyme activity. Gene Ontology annotation, biological process: protein polyubiquitination; ubiquitin-dependent protein catabolic process. The coding region runs from base 1 to 552 and encodes 183 amino acids. The transcript is spliced from 7 exons. NCBI's taxonomy places the organism in Eukaryota, Metazoa, Chordata, Mammalia, Tubulidentata, Orycteropodidae. The record is from RefSeq and is a predicted model, not a curated record. Gene Ontology annotation, cellular component: nucleus.